This is a messenger RNA of Teleopsis dalmanni, 1849 nucleotides long. RefSeq names its product tryptophan--tRNA ligase, mitochondrial-like. NCBI's taxonomy places the organism in Eukaryota, Metazoa, Arthropoda, Insecta, Diptera, Diopsidae. Gene Ontology annotation, cellular component: mitochondrion; mitochondrial matrix. The coding region runs from base 311 to 1777 and encodes 488 amino acids. The transcript is spliced from 4 exons. Gene Ontology annotation, biological process: mitochondrial tryptophanyl-tRNA aminoacylation. The record is from RefSeq and is a predicted model, not a curated record. Gene Ontology annotation, molecular function: ATP binding; tryptophan-tRNA ligase activity.
UAAAUUUUGUAAAAGUAUACUUUUAAGUAUAUUAACUUUGACAUAUAAUUUAUAAUAAGUAAAUUAUUUAGUACGUAUUACACUGCUGGCAACUCUAAAUUUAGUUGCACGCCUAAAAGCGCGCUUGUGUUUGUGCAACUCCUAACAGCUGUGCGAGAUAUUUACGGAUAAAUCUACAACAUAUGAUUUUGACAUAAUAGAAAUUUUUCAUUUUAAUUUUGGAUUAUAAAACGUUUUGCUUGCAUUUAGUAAAAAGAAUAUAUUUUUAAAAAGUAUUGAAUUAAAUGUUGUAUAAAAAUUAAAAAUAAUUAUGCAAAGCCUAGUGAAUUGCUUGAGGAGUUUUAAUGGAAUAAGUAAACACUCUUACCCCGCCGCGCAACGAGUUUUUAAUCCAUCACCGCGUUAUGUUGGUUCAGGACCGUUUAUCAACAAAUAUACUCCUGAACCCGAUGUACUUAACCCCCCAAAGAAAAUAUUUUCAGGCAUACAACCCACUGGAGGCUUGCAUUUAGGCAAUUACUUAGGUGUCGUAAGAAAAUGGUUGGAAUUGCAAAAUAACAGUGAAGAUGUUACAUACUGCAUUGUGGACAUGCAUUCCAUUACUCUACCUCAGGUUCCAACACAUUUACGGGAAAAUAUUUUCCAAGUAGCCGCUACAAUGAUCGCUUGCGGUAUCGAUUUUGACCGUUCCAAAGUGUUUGUACAAUCUGCAGUGAAAGAACAUACGGAGCUCUCUUGGAUUCUAGGUUGCUUGAUUACUAUGGCACGUUUAGGUCAUUUACCGCAGUACAAAGAAAAAGCACGUUCUACUGAAGACAUACCGCUUGGGCUGUUUAUUUAUCCCGUACUACAGGCCGCCGAUAUAAUGCUGCACAAAGCGACACAUGUUCCUGUGGGAGCCGAUCAAGUGCAACAUAUACAACUGGCACAACAUUUUAUCAAAAUAUUUAAUGGCAAAUUUGGCAUGACGUUUCCACAUUGUCACGCUAUGAUCGACAAUAAAGUGGCAUCACGUAUACGUUCCUUACGAGAUCCAAGUAAAAAAAUGUCAAAAUCCGAUAUAGAUCCAAAAGCCACUAUCUAUCUAACAGAUGAACCAGAAGUGAUUGUAGAGAAAAUUAAAAAAAGUGUUACUGAUUUCUGUUCGGAUGUUGCCUACGAUCCAGACAAAAGAUCGGGUGUGAGUAAUAUAAUUGCCAUACACUCCUUGGUAACUGGGCAAUCAAUUAAGAAUAUUGUAGAAGAGGCAAAAACCAUUGAUACAGGCAAAUAUAAACUUAGAGUUGCCGAUGCUGUGGUCGAACAUUUACGACCAAUUCGAGACAGAAUUAAAGAUGAAAUGAGUAGAAAAGAUGACCUUAUACAUCUGUUAGAGCUAGGAGCCGAUAAAGCACGUGAAGUAGCACAAGAGACUAUGUACGAAGUUAAACAGCGGGUUGGCUUAGGCGCUAUGCAUGAUUCACCGUUUUUACAAGUGCAAGAAGAGACAAAAUCUACUCUUAAUAUUAAUAGAUUGGAGCAUAAUUUCGAAGUUGGUGGUAACACGCCCUAUGUGGUUGUACCGAAACAGCGACUUAGGGUGGAGAAGCGUAGAAGCGCACUUCCAGUUGAAACACAUGAAAUGGAAAUGAUGCCUGUAAAACUGAAAGGUGACAGAAGCCUUUUUAAAUAUCCUAAAAAUACUAAAAGUUCUGAUGGUGACAAAAAGUCCAGUGACGAUUCUAAAUCAAAACUAGACAACUUGGAUCUAAAUAGGUCAGAGCAAAUAAAGCAGUAAAACUCGAGAAAAAUUAAUUUACAAUUUAGGGCAAAUUUAUUUUAUAUUUUUACAAUAGAGUGUAAAUGUUUA